CCUCAGCCGUUGGUGGAGGGGAAAACGCACGAGUGAGAGAGACGGGUGGUGUUCAAGGGGAAAAAACCAAGCAAUAGUCAGUGCCUCUCGGGGCCCCGCGUCGUCAACAUCGUCGGGGUUGCUCAAUACAAGACAUAUGACUACUUCGGUGGUUCUCCUGUGACACCGGCGAUCGAUAGGUAUCGAACAGGAUCGACCUAAACGGAUUAAAACCAACGGUUGACCAUUCGCCGGUUUGAAAUUAAAAAAAUUGUUGUUGUGGCUCUUGAAGUGGAAAAUCAUGUGGAGGUGAACAAGGGGAUUCGAUGGAUUAUGGCCGCCCGGGGUUGACAGCUCGACCGCGAAAUCGAUAAAUUUAUCGAUCCAAGGAUGAUGAUUUCACUCAACGAUGAUUUUAUCGAGCGCGAGCUUGACGCAUUGCGAUAACGAACGACACAUCGAACGAGGUUCGAUUUAAAAAUCUGUACAGAUAUUUAGCGGUGAAAUUUUGGGAGUUAAAUGGAAAAAUGAAAGAGAAACUUGAGGUUUCAUUUCAAGUUAAUGUGAAGUGAUAUUUAACACUGAGGAUUCAAAUACUUGGACGAUAAGACGUAACAAGGAUCGACGCUCGGCGUCGUUGCAGCGACCCAAAAUAGGGGGCUCCAGCGUAAUGCAGAGAACGGGUCCGAUCGGAGGGCCCGGACACAUUGGCCUUCAGGGCCCACCCAGAAGUGUCAAAAUAUCACCGAUUAAGGUGCAGGAUGAACCUGUUGACCCUAUUUCACAAAAAGUGAAAAAUUCGUUGUGCGUUGGCUGCGGCGGCUGGAUUCACGAUCAAUGGAUUUUAAGGGUAGCGCCAGAUCUUGAGUGGCACGCAGCGUGUCUCAAGUGCGCUGAGUGCCAACAAUUUUUGGACGAACGGUGUACGUGCUUCGUUAGAGACGGAAAAACCUACUGUAAACGUGAUUAUACGAGAUUAUUCGGAACCAAAUGUGACAAAUGCAGUCAGUCGUUCAAUAAGAACGACCUAGUGAUGCGCGCGAAAACGAAAAUAUAUCACAAAGAGUGCUUCAGGUGUUCGGCGUGUAUGCGAAAAUUAGAAACAGGAGAUCAAUUUGCUCUGCGACAUGACGGUCUCUUCUGCCGGCACGAUCACGACAUCCUGGAGAGUGGAAAAUUUUGUACAGGAGCUGUUGAUAGCGCUGGCAACGAGAACAACAAUAACGCGACACUCACGAACAAUAAUCAUCACCUAGGAGCUAACGAUGCGUCGCUCUCCGAUUCCGGAUCGGAGAGUGGAUCGCACAAGACAGUGGGUCCACGGGGCUCGAGCGGCCACAAGGGUGGUGGUGGCUCUGAUGGCAAGCCAACCAGGGUGAGAACAGUCUUGAACGAGAAGCAGUUGCACACAUUGAGGACGUGCUACGCUGCUAAUCCAAGACCCGAUGCACUGAUGAAGGAACAACUAGUGGAGAUGACCAGUCUCAGUCCACGAGUGAUAAGAGUCUGGUUCCAAAACAAGCGAUGCAAAGACAAGAAAAAGACAAUUGCAAUGAAACAGCAGAUGCAGCAGGAAAAGUACUCUGGCUUUCAGGACGGCAGAAAGCUGGGCUUCGGUGGUAUGCAUGGUAUUCCAAUGGUUGCCAGCAGUCCUGUGAGGCAUGAGAGCCCCAUUGGUAUGACUCCACUCGAGGUACAAGCCUAUCAGCCACCAUGGAAAGCCCUCUCUGAUUUUGCAUUGCACACGGAUCUGGAAAGAAUGGACCCCAAUGCCCCAUCGUUCCAUCAUCUGGUGUCACAGAUGCAUGGUUACGACAUCCACGGGGGUCCACCGCCUCAGUUACCUCAACCUGGAAUGCUGGGUGGUCCGAUGAAUGAUGGAGUGGGUGGCGGGCCACUACCACCACCUGGCCCACAUCAUCCUGUCGGCGGGCCCGACAUGGGCCAACAUCCCGACAGUACAGACAGCUACGUUACCUAUCUGGAGAGUGACAGUGAUUCGUUGCAUCACGACACCGGGAGUCCCUAGUUUAAUCCUUUAAAUCUACGAUGUAUAUAGUAGACACUUCGAACCGAGUAAUUUAUCAUUUAAACGACACAUUAAUGAAUCAAAAAUUGACUAUGGCUGAUUUUGCAGUUACGAUUACAAUGAAAAUUAUCAUUUUCAUGGGGGUCGAUGGGAUAUCGCAAAAUUGUAAUAUGUAAAUUGAUGGUGGGAUGUAUUCGAAAUGUGAAAGCCCGAGAAGACCGAUAUAAAAAGGAGAUUCGAGAGUAACAAAAAAAAAAGUAGAUACGAUAAUUGCCUGAAUGGUAAAUGACGUUGUAAUAUAAUUAAUGCUACAAGCAAUCGUUAAUGAGUGCAACAUGAAUCAAGUGAACUUGAGAGCCGAAAGAAGACAACUAUUCUCCUUUUUUCAUUCAAUACCAAAGUAUAAUGCAGAAGUUGCAAAAUAAAUUGAUGCGAGGGAGCAAAGGACAAUGAGAUAUGAUUUUUCCUUGUAAAUAUAGUGAAAUUAAUUGAAUUUCCUAGAAAUCAUAGAAAUGAAUUCAUUCGUUUCACACAUCAUGGCAAGAGUUUAUUAUUAUCGUACUGUAAUACGAUCCCUGUAUUUUGGAUGUUUGUAUAAAAUUGAAAUCCGUUAUACUUAUUGGAUAAGUCACUUGUGUAUGUACGUUAUAAAGUUGUGAUGAAAAAAAAUUGAAGAUAAAACAAUUUGAAAGAA
This is a messenger RNA of Diachasmimorpha longicaudata, 2702 nucleotides long. It is a transcript of the gene tup, whose product is annotated as insulin gene enhancer protein ISL-1. Gene Ontology annotation, biological process: neuron fate specification; positive regulation of transcription by RNA polymerase II; axonogenesis. Bases 650 to 2008 code for a protein of 452 amino acids. Lineage: Eukaryota; Metazoa; Arthropoda; Insecta; Hymenoptera; Braconidae. The record is from RefSeq and is a predicted model, not a curated record. The transcript is spliced from 7 exons. Gene Ontology annotation, molecular function: DNA binding; DNA-binding transcription factor activity, RNA polymerase II-specific.